Messenger RNA from Cheilinus undulatus (humphead wrasse), 2033 nucleotides. RefSeq names its product cell adhesion molecule 2a (gene cadm2a). The record is from RefSeq and is a predicted model, not a curated record. The coding region runs from base 381 to 1670 and encodes 429 amino acids. The transcript is spliced from 10 exons. Lineage: Eukaryota; Metazoa; Chordata; Actinopteri; Labriformes; Labridae.
CAGACAGUAGCACUAACAGCAGCGGCAGCAUAUUGUUUGAUACCGGAGGACGACUCUUCCCCACUCCCUGAGCUUUACUGCAGUUGUGUGCAGAGUCCAGGAAACUGCGCGUGCACCUUUGCGCCGGUGCAUCUCUGAUAUUGCCCAUCUUCUUUCCGGGAGUGAGAUUAUAUCCGCUUUUUUAAAGCUGCACAGUCGGAUCGUGAAGUCGGUUGUGUUAACCCCUUUUCCCCCCUGAGACGCACAGAAGACGCACGCGCUCCUAAGUCCACCUGGAUAGCUGAGAAGGCGGUCCGGUCCGGCUCGAGGUCCAGCGGGGAGAGACGGAGAGGAGAAGUUAGCGCGGAAGGAAAGAGGAAGAAAGAAAGAACGGAGACAGGAUGAAUCUCAAGAGCAAUUUGAUUUUCACCCUCUACACUAUUUACGGGAUUCUACUUAAAGGCAUCAGCGGUCAGUACCCCCUGGUCCAGAAUAUGACGGUGACAGAGGGCGGGACGGCGAACCUGACCUGCCGUGUGGAGUACAAUGACAACACCUCCCUCCAGUGGUCAAACCCAGCACAGCAGACCCUGUUUUUUGGGGACAAGAAAGCUUUAAGGGACAACAGGAUCGAGCUGGUGCGUGCAUCGUGGUCGGAGCUGACCAUCAGUAUCAGUGAUGUCACACUGUCUGAUGAAGGCAUGUACACAUGUUCCCUCUUCACCAUGCCAGUCAGAACAGCCAAAGCCUACCUGACUGUCCUGGGUGUGCCAGAGAAGCCAGAAAUUGACGGCCUGACAAAGCCCGCCAUUGAGGGAGACCACAUCACUCUGACCUGCAUCACUCAGGGCAGCAAGCCCGCUGCUGACCUGCGCUGGUUCAGGAACGAGAAAGAGAUCAAAGGUGCCAAAGAGGUGAACGCAAGUGGGAAGACAUUCACGGUACGGAGCUCUCUGCAGCUGCACGUGGACAGAAAUGAUGAUGGAGUGGCCUACACCUGCAAAGUGGACCAUGUGGCUCUCGCACAGACACCACAGCAGGCCACUGAAGUGCUGGAGGUCCACUAUGCUCCUCGUGUGGAGAUCAUCCGGUCGACGCCCGUCGCUCAGGAGGGUCAGUACCUAAAGCUGGAGUGUGUCUCCAAAGGAAACCCUUCGCCGGAUCCUGUGAAAUGGACUAAGGACGGAGCUGAACUUCCCGACUUAGACAGGGUGAUUGUAGAGGGAAGGGAGCUCACCUUUAUGUCACUCAACAAGACGGACAAUGGCACCUAUCGCUGCGAAGCUGGCAACCACCUAGGGACCAGCAGCGCUGAAUACGUACUCUAUGUCUACGACGCCCCCACAACCCCGCCUCCAUCCACCACUCCCCCCCUACAUCCCAUCCCUCCAGAUCCUACCGCUCUAUUAGGCACCCACGCCUCAGACCCCACAGUCACUGGCAAAGGAGAUCCAAAUGCUGUUGGGCAGCACGGCACUGACCAUGCCUUGAUCGGAGGAGUGGUGGCUGUAGUGGUCUUUGUCACUUUGUGUUUAAUCAUCGUCUUGGGAAGAUACCUGGCCAGGCAUAAAGGAACUUACUUGACAAACGAGGCCAAAGGAGCGGACGAUGCCCCUGACGCCGACACAGCCAUCAUCAACGCCGAGGGCAACCACGCACACGCAGAGGAAAAGAAAGAAUACUUCAUUUAGACUGCAGGGGGUGCUGUGCAGCUCAGCUCUCUCCUCCCCUUUAUUUCAAUCUGUAUCUCUUUUCUCUCUCUCUGUCGCCCCUGUUUUAUCUCUGCACCUCUCAACACUGCCCCCGCUGGUCAACGAGGAAUCUGCAGGCAGUCCACACAGACAGAGAGGUUCCCUAAGUGUUUUCUGUAAUUGCCUUUUUUUUUGUUGCUCAUUUCUUUCUGUUACGUUUUUAUUUCUUGGCAGCCGCGGUGUUUUCGGGCAGCUUGAACUUUUCCCCCUUCUUCAUAUUUUUUUCUCCAUUUUCGACAUGAAUGCUUGGAAGUCUGUAUAUCCACCACGUCUGCUUCUUACAUGGCCCCCCCCCCCCCCCCC